Molecule: messenger RNA, 2349 nt
Organism: Protopterus annectens (West African lungfish)
Lineage: Eukaryota; Metazoa; Chordata; Ceratodontiformes; Protopteridae
Product: extracellular calcium-sensing receptor-like
Exons: 5
Coding region: 1-2349 (782 amino acids)
Biological process (GO): G protein-coupled receptor signaling pathway
Cellular component (GO): membrane
Molecular function (GO): G protein-coupled receptor activity
Source: RefSeq, a predicted model, not a curated record
AUGGUUUCUGUUCCAGCUUAUGUGAAUGCAAAAGUCACUGGAUGUCAGCUGAGAAGUUUAAGCAUUGAUGGGUUCACCAGAAAAGGAGAUAUUAAUAUCGGAGGGAUUUUUUCAGUUCACUUUGGAGAGCCUGUCACUCAGAUUCCUUUUACUGAGCUACCUGAUGCAGUACUGUAUAAAGAGUUUUAUUUUAGGGUAUAUGAAAGACUUCUGGCUAUGGUAUUUACGAUAGAAAACAUCCAGAAUGACCUGGAACUACUACCAAAUGUUACACUUGGCUGUGUGAUUUAUGAUUCCUAUUCAACUACCGUUGGAGCUGUUGAUGGUACACUGAGAUUACUUACAGGUCAUGGAAAGGUUAUCCCAAAUUAUCGCUGCCAAACGAUGUCAUCUGCAGUAGCUGUAAUUGGUGAUGCACUCUCUGUAACUUCAAUUCCAAUAGCUAGGCUACUGGGACUCUAUAGAUUUCCCCAGAUAAGUCAUGAAGCAACUGUUAUGACUUUAAGUGAUAAAAAUCAGUUCCCAUCUUUUCUCAGAACAGUUCCAAUGGAUCUCUUCCAGUCUAUUUGUAUAGCCCACUUAGUUCUAUAUUUUGGUUGGACAUGGGUCGGACUUCUGUCUGACAGCAGUGACUAUGGCCUACAAGGCAGCCUUCAAGUAAAAGAAGAACUUCUCAAAGGAGGAGCUUGCAUUGCUUUUUUUGAAACAAUACCUGCAGUGUACUCUGAAAAGAAGACUCAUCUUAUAAGUGAAACAAUUAAGAAAUCUUCUGCUAAUGUGAUAGUGAUCUUUGCCAAUGAUUUUGACCUCUACUCUUUCAUGGAGGUGACUGUACAGAACAAUGUGAUGGGAAAAGUCUGGGUAGCCAGUGAUGGCUGGUCUGAGCCUUAUCUGUUUUCUAAAAAUGAGUUUUUGAGAACAUUACAAGGAACGCUUGGCAUUCUGGUUAGAAGAGGAGAUGUUCUGGGAUUCAAGGAAUACAUUUAUAAUCUUAAUCCCUAUAAGAAUCCAGAUGAUAUAUUUCUGAAAAACUUUUGGGAACUUGUUUUUAACUGUAAGUUGCAGAUCCCAGAUAAAUCAAAUAAGACCUUGACCAAAGAAUUAAAUUUCUGUGUAGGAAAUGAAACACUACAGGGCAUGAAGCUGGAUUUUUUUGAACUCACUGAAUUAAGAAAUACAUAUAAUGUCUAUAAUGCCAUAUAUGCUUUUGCGCAUGCAUUACAUGACAUGAUUUCAUGCAGACAUGGAGAAGGGCCAUUUGAUAAUGGCUCAUGUGCAUUAAAACAUGAUUUCCAGCCAUGGCAGAUCCCUCAGUCACUGUGCAGUGAAAGUUGUUCUGCAGGCUAUAGGAAGGCAACUCAAGCAGGCCAGCCAGUCUGCUGCUUCAAAUGUAUCCUGUGCUCUCAGGGAGAAAUUUCCAACCAAACUGAUUCCAUUGAGUGUCUGAAGUGCCCUAAAGAUGAUUGGCCCAAUGAAAGACAGGACAAGUGCAUAAAGAAAGCAACCGAGUUCCUUUCAUAUGAAGAACCCCUAGGCUCAGCAUUAAUUGCUAUUUCCAUAUUCUUAGAACUGACCACGACCUUCAUCCUAAAAAUCUUUAUGAAGUACCAUCACACACCUGUUGUCAAGGCUAAUAACAGGGAGCUUAGCUAUUUGCUUUUAUUCAGUCUCAUGUUGUGCUUCCUCUGUUCAUUCAUUUUCAUUGGCCGCCCAACCCAUGUGACAUGUAUGCUUCGUCAAGGUGCAUUUGGUGCCAUUUUUACAUUGUCUAUCUCUUGUGUUUUAGCCAAAACUGUUGUGGUGGUCAUUGCCUUCAAUGCUAGCAAGCCAAACAGCAACCUGAGGAAAUACGCAGGACCCGGACUUCCAAAAAUGUUAGUUAUAUUCUCUACAUCUGUUCAGAUAAUUAUAUGUGUUUCUUGGUUAUUUGUCUCUCCUCCAUUUCUGGAUGAAAAUACAACUUCUGUAACAAGGAAGAUCAUUAUAGAAUGUAAUGAGGGCUCACCUGUGGCAUUUUGGUGUAUGCUGUCUUAUAUGGGCAUUUUGGCAGUUGUAAGCCUUGUAGUUGCAUUUCUGUCUCGAAAACUCCCAGACAGCUUUAAUGAGGCAAAAUUUAUCACAUUCAGUAUGCUGGUGUUUAUUAGUGUUUGGAUGUCAUUCAUUCCAGCAUAUCUGAGCACACAAGGGAAGUAUAUGGUAGCUGUUGAAAUAUUUGCCAUUGUAUCAUCUGGGGCAGGACUGCUGCUUUGUAUAUUUGCACCUAAGUGCUACAUUAUUUUGUUUAGACCAGACAUGAACUCCAGAGACUACCUAAUGGGGAAGGGUGUGUUUAAGAAUGGUAAGGAUUGA